UACCUUCAGCCCUGGUCUAGGGUUAGGGUUUCUCUCAAACUAAGUUUCUAUUUCGAAAUGGAAGAGCCUCAGACUUCUUCUUCUUCGUCUUCCUCCUCUGCUUCUCCAUCUUCUUCUACUGAUGCUGUCAUCCAUAGGGACACUACUACUUCCGGCGCCGGCGCCUCGUCUUCCAGCACUUCGCAGGUCCGCGAAGAGGAGGACGAUCACAAUCAGUACCACCACCACCGCAAUUUCCGGCAUCCGGAGCCGGAGGUCAACGAAAUCGGACCUUCUUACAGAGUAGGCUUAUCGGGAUUCGAUGAGACCGCGUCUGUGAUUAGAGAUGACACGUGGUCCUGCAUCAUCGUCCUCCUCACCUUCUGGUUCUUUGUAUCUAUGACUUUGAUUCUGGGAGUGUACGGGUCUGAGACCUUAGAGCUUGGCCCUAAUACUUCGACUCUUCUGCAACCUAACUCCAUAUUUGUGCAGUCUAUAAAGGUGGAAGAGCUGAAUGUAUCAAACCCUGGGCCUGUGCUAUAUGGUUUCUAUAGUGUUCCACCGCUUAAUAUUGUGACGACUUGGUCUGAAACACACAGUGCCUCUGUUCCAGCUGAUUCUCAUAAGGAGUGGAUAUAUUACCUAAAUAAGGGGUCUCAAAUAAGUAUAUCAUACAGCGUUUCCUCUCCCAGCACGUCUAUUUUUCUUAUAAUUGCUGAAGGUAGAGAAGGCCUUGCUCAGUGGCUUGAAGAGCCAACAUAUCCUAAUACUACAUUGUCAUGGAACCUCGUUCAUGGAAGUGGCAAGAUUCAGCAGGACAUAUCAACGUCUGAUAAUUACUAUAUUUCUGUGGGUAACCUGAACUAUGAGGAUGUGGAGGUGCAAUUAAACUUCACAGUGAAUGCUUUGUUGUAUGAUACAAGUGAAGCUUAUUACAAGUGUACCUUCACAAAUACGUCCUGCAGUUUGAAAAUUUUGUUUCCCAGUGGAAAUGUUGGUGUGCUAACAUCUCCUGGUCCAGAUCAGGGUAUAUACAACCAGUAUGUAAAACUGUCAUAUGGACCAAGAUGGGCCACAUAUAUUAUUGGUAUAGGAGCGAUGACUAUACUUAUGUUAUUGGCCUUCAACUUCUUGAACAAGUUCCGCUGUAACAAUGAAGAUGGAAUAAGAGUACAGCAUGAGGAGUUCAGACCAGAAAGAGCCCCGUUGCUUUCAUACAAAGAUGAUGAUCAAUCAAGUUGGGGUUCAUCUUAUGAUUCUGCCUCGAACGAUGAGGGGGAUCUUGAAGAACUUAUGGCAGCAGGUUCUCUUGAUGGAAAGUCACUUAGAGAUGGUGAAAGUAACAAUACUCGUCGGCUUUGUGCAAUUUGUUUUGAUGCUCCUAGGGACUGCUUUUUCCUCCCAUGCGGGCACUGUGUGGCUUGUUUUGAAUGCGCAACAAGGAUAGCGGAAGCUGCUGCUACUUGUCCAAUUUGUCGGAGGAACAUAAAGAAGGUGAGGAAGAUUUUUACAGUAUAAAGUAGCAAACACCUUGUUGUAAGCCUGGUAUGUGCCAUUGCGUUUACUGCCUUUCAACAGAAUUCAAGCUAAUUGUAUCCGGUAAUCUGGGUAGUUUCUGUCUUUCUGAGGGUGGAUUGCCAUGCCUUGUGGUUUUUCAGUGGCUUUCCGUUAUGUAAUAUCAUUUCCUGGUAUAUAAAUUCUCAAUACGCCCAAAUAGGAUAAGUAAUUCAAAGAUGCCACCUAUUCUUUUCCCACAUAAUAGGUUGGGCGCCGAGUUAUUCAUUCUUAUAUUGCAGUUGAUGUUGAAUGUAUAUUUUUUGCUUACCCACUUUCUAAGAGUGCAGAGAUGAAUUCAUGUGUUUUAA
Molecule: messenger RNA, 1844 nt
Organism: Rosa rugosa (rugosa rose)
Lineage: Eukaryota; Viridiplantae; Streptophyta; Magnoliopsida; Rosales; Rosaceae
Product: E3 ubiquitin-protein ligase APD2
Exons: 10
Coding region: 58-1497 (479 amino acids)
Source: RefSeq, a predicted model, not a curated record